AUUUUGAAGUGACAUCGUCGUGACAUUACGAUUGCUCAACUCUUGUUGUAGAACACUUUUUGUACCGACGAUUUCAACUUAUCAAUUUUUGUUGAAUUAAUAAAUUGUCAAUAUUUACAAUGAAAAUAUUAAUCAAAGUUUUGAAAGGGGAUGAAUGUGAAGUCGAGGUGUUCGAUACCACAACUAUAUUCGAGUUGAAACGUAAGGUGGAAAAAAUCUUGAAUAUUCCAGCAGCACAUCAGAAAAUUUUGUACCUCGGACGUACGUUAAUCGAUGAUAAAACCAUAGGUUCUUACAGCACGACAAUAAAGCCCGGAUCAAAGUUAACCAUUGUUGUGAAGGAAGGCGAAAUGUUGAAAGACGUCAUGUUAAAGCUGUUCAAGCGCUACUAUCCAGAAGAACAGGCAGCCAAUAUGAAUCGCACUUUCAUUGCUGACUUUGAGCGGAAAUUGAACGAAAUGAGCUUGGACGACAUAGAACGAAUGGCCACAUACUUUCUGAAUCGGGACCGUCAAUUGUAUGGUGAUGCUACACAUCCAAUUUAGUGGUUGCAUGUCCAUAUAUAACAUUACAUUCGAUAAUAAAUCAAAUAAUCAUAAGUGUG
Molecule: messenger RNA, 604 nt
Organism: Bradysia coprophila
Lineage: Eukaryota; Metazoa; Arthropoda; Insecta; Diptera; Sciaridae
Product: ubiquitin-like protein 4A
Biological process (GO): post-translational protein targeting to endoplasmic reticulum membrane; tail-anchored membrane protein insertion into ER membrane
Cellular component (GO): BAT3 complex
Molecular function (GO): protein-folding chaperone binding
Source: RefSeq, a predicted model, not a curated record